AUGACCAUUUAUCUUCAGCAGGGCAUCCUGCCUGCCGAUCCUGAAGAAGCUAGAUUGAUCAGGAGAAGAGCUCAUGUCUACACUCUGAUCGGGGAUCAACUGUACAAGCGAACAUUUUUCAGACCAUUGCUCAAAUAUUUAGGUACGGAUGAGGCGGAGUAUGCCUUGCAAGAAGUACAUCAGGGAUGCUACAGUAACCACGUUGGAGGAAGGAUGCUGGCUCGAAAAAUAUUGCUGCCAGGUAUUUUUGGCCCACUUUGCAGAGAGAUGCUCAGCGAUUGGAUUGUUACUAAUGGCACCAGGUUAGAGACAAUUCUUACUCGUAGCAGUGGACUACUUUUCCAAAUGGAUACUGGAAGACAGUUCCAAGGACGCAAGAUCCAGGAAUGGUGUCGAGGAUUUGGAAUAACUCAGUCCUUUACGUUUGUGGCUUAUCCUCAAAGUAAUGGGCAGACGGAGGUCGCUAAUAGAGAGAUAGUGCGGGGGUUGAAGGUCAAGCUGGAUCAUGUAGGCGACGAUUAG
This is a messenger RNA of Zingiber officinale, 522 nucleotides long. RefSeq lists its product as uncharacterized. Gene Ontology annotation, molecular function: nucleic acid binding. The record is from RefSeq and is a predicted model, not a curated record. Gene Ontology annotation, biological process: DNA integration. Bases 1 to 522 code for a protein of 173 amino acids. The transcript has 3 exons. NCBI's taxonomy places the organism in Eukaryota, Viridiplantae, Streptophyta, Magnoliopsida, Zingiberales, Zingiberaceae.